Molecule: messenger RNA, 2867 nt
Organism: Chlamydomonas reinhardtii
Lineage: Eukaryota; Viridiplantae; Chlorophyta; Chlorophyceae; Chlamydomonadales; Chlamydomonadaceae
Exons: 10
Coding region: 361-2244 (627 amino acids)
Biological process (GO): lipid metabolic process
Source: RefSeq, a predicted model, not a curated record
GUUCAGGCGCCAGCAUCAGAGGACCGGAUGAGAAUUCUGUCUGUAUGUAUCACUACACCCUGGUGCAUGGACAUUCGGCGCAGCUAUCGAGUUGAGCACUCGAACAAGUCCGAGCCGACCACAAGCGGACUUGCGCGGCCUUGCGCAGAGCGCCGUGUUACACCGUCAGACCGCCGUGCUGUGAUCCUUUGAUUUAAGAACGUUGGGCGGCAACCAGUGGGGAUACGCGUGGCCGGUUUUGAGCAUCACGGCGUGGAAGUCCUUCGGCGCCCUUGAGCGCCCUUAUUGUGCCAUCUCUUCCGCUCUCCAGCCUGAGGCCGCUACCUAAAGCCACUACCUGAGCCCGUCAGGACGACGACAAUGCCGCCGUCCCCUCGCCCCGCGCUGCUGCUCGCCGCCGUGCCGGUCGCGCUGCUGCUGCUGGCGGCCGGCCCCGCCACGGUGUCCGCCACCUGGGUGCCCGCCGCCGGCUGCCAGGCCGGCGUGCCGUGCACCGCCUCCAACACCUGCCUCGCCGCCGCCGCCACCCAAGUCGCGUACCUGCCCUCCGCCCCCAAGUCGUGCCCCGCCGGGACGCAGCAAGUCGGCGCGGCCUACCAGCAAGUCGUGGACUACAACCAGUGCGCCUGGACCGGCUGCUCCAUCGGCGGCUGCGCCGCUGGCGAGCAGGAGGUUACCGCCAGCCAGUGCUGGUGGGGGGCCUGGAACGAAUAUUGCUGCAAGCUGGUCACCAACACCACCCUCACCUGCCGCCAGAUCCUCAACUGCAUCUUCUACCCCAACCCGCCCUCGCCCCGGCCCCCGAGCCCCCGCCCGCCGUCCCCGCCCCCCAGCCCGCCGCCCCCUCCUCCCCCUACGAACUGGGCGGCCUUUACCAACGGUGCCUGGGAUGCUGCUGCCACCUCCAACAACGUUCGCAUGGCAUAUGUAGCGAACACGUUGGCACGGAGCAUCUACUCAGGCCGGCUGUUAUCAUCGGACCCAGGGGCAACGGUGUUCGGGGCCACCUACCAAUCCCGCAUCGUGGCGCGCCUAGGCGGCAUUGCCACAACCAUGCGCUACCUGGACCAGUCCACCGAAGUGGCGCUGGUGGAGUCAACCACCUCGUACAUGAUCGUGUUCCGAGGCAGCGAGCAGGCCACAGAUUGGUUUGCCACCAACCUGGACAUCGGCUGGAGCUACACCACUGUCUUCGGCCCCGGCGUGUACGUGUGGGACGGCUUCCUGUCCGCGCUGAUGGCGAACGAGCAGGCGCUGCGCAGCCUGGUGGCCGCCACCUACGCCGCCGGCACCACCCAGCCCCGCAAGCCGCUGUGGUUCGCGGGCCACUCCCUGGGGGCGGCCAUGGCGGUCCUGUUCGCGCACUAUGUCCGCACCAACAUGGGCAUCGUGCCCCAGGGAAUCUUCACAUUUGGCGGCCCCAAUGUGGGCUACUCGGAUUGGGCCGCCGCCUACCAGCCCCUCCUUGGCUCCCGCACCUACAUCUACGAGGACAUCGACGAUGUGGUGGUGGGCCAGCCGCCCUGGCCCUACAACGACGCCGACACCCCUGGCGUCCGCACCCGCUUCACCGCCUGCCAGGCCGCCAUUGACUACAACACAGCCCUUGCCGGACGCCGGCGCGCAGAGCUGCUGGCUGAUGCCGCGGCGGCGCCGGCCGCAGCAACGCCUGCGGCGGCGAACGGCAAUGGGAACGGCAACGCAAAGGAGGUGUUCCGGGGUGGCCCGAAAGACAAUGCGGGCGGAGGCGGUAUCCACGGCGGUGCAAAGGAGAUGUUCCGCGGCGGGCCGAAAGACAACGUGGGCGCGGCAGCCGGCAGCAGUGGUAGUGGUAACGGCGGCGGCAGCGGCGGCCGCCGGCUGCUUGCCAAGGCCCCGCCCCCGCGCCAUUCGGGCGGCACCGCCGCCGCCGCCACCACCGCCGCUGCUGCUGCUGCCACUACCCUGCCCACUGAGACGCAGCAACCGGCGGACACGGAGGGGCUGGUCCCGCUGGGCGCCCUGGGCUCCCUGGAUGGCGGCAGUAGCAGCAACACCACUGGCGGCACUGCUACUGCCACCGACGCCGCGGCGGGCAGCGGCACCGAUGGCGAUGAUGAUGGCGACGUGCAGGCGCGCGGUAACAUCCUGGGCCUCGAUCAGCACGAUGCGCAGGCCUCCUACAUGACCACCAUCUACUACUGCUUCCUGUCCGCAACCGACAAGACCAAAGUGCCCUCCGUGGGCGAGGUCAGCAGCUGGUAAUGGAAGAAAACGGGUGGACUACCGGCGGUACGCAGGGAUAUUGCACUUGGGCGUACCGUAUGGCCCCCUCCCUGACUUGCCUUCCUCCCCAUGGGGCCAGUUUUAAUACUCUUCGGUCACAAGGAUGCGGGGGUUGCUGGAUGUGCUUAGGGCUAUGUCACUACUGCUGAGAAUUCAUCAAGAUGAAAGUGUGGAACUGAAAUAACAGAAUGUGAAAGAUUGAACGCGGACGGCCGUGGAGCUCCACCCGCCCAGACGCGAUGGACGUGGCUCGCGCGACCGGACACGUAUCUGAUGGUUGACGUGUGUAAUGUGGUUGGUUGCAUGUUGCCGUGUAGCUCAAUAAUGGCUGCACGCUGUGCCUGAAUCCGAGUUACAAAAGGUAGGAUGCUGUUUGCCCCCCUAUAUUUUAUAAUGGAUGUUGGCAUCUUGUUGGGCGUAUGGCUCAGUGGAUAGAUAGGACAUGAUUUUCCUAAGGUCAGGGUCGCACGUUCUUCCGCAUGGAGAAGGGCCUGACCUUCAGACAAAUCCAACCCCUUUCAUUGGACUUAUCUACGACCCCAUCUUCCGAGCUACCCACACCAUGUGAUUGCGGCCCUCUGUCUUUGUAAUUCCGCAUCCAU